Molecule: messenger RNA, 1419 nt
Organism: Penicillium argentinense
Lineage: Eukaryota; Fungi; Ascomycota; Eurotiomycetes; Eurotiales; Aspergillaceae
Gene: arp6
Product: actin family protein
Exons: 4
Coding region: 1-1419 (472 amino acids)
Cellular component (GO): Swr1 complex
Molecular function (GO): nucleosome binding
Source: RefSeq, a predicted model, not a curated record
AUGGGAACGUCGAAAGCCCGCGCAUCGACCGCGGCUGCGAAAGCAGCAAAGCCUGCUCAGGCUCCAGAAGCACCCUCCCAAAACCUCCCCGACAAGACCUUCAUCAUCGACAAUGGUGCGUACACAAUGAAAGCAGGCUACGCGGCGGACUCCGCGGAAGAAUCCCUGUCUGCUUGCACCUCGAUCCCGAACUGCCUCGUCAAGACUCGCGAUGGCAGCAUUGUGGUCGGGCCACAGCUUGCAACGAAUGUCAGCGAUUGGAACGAGGCGAUGUUCCGCCGUCCAGUGGAGAAGGGCUAUCUCGUGAAUUGGGAAGCGGAACGGGAAAUCUGGGAACAAUGUUUCUUCGAGGAAAAGGCAACGGCGCGGAACAGGAAUAUUCGAAUCGCUUCUCCGGAAGAAACGACGUUGAUUCUGACUGAGGCUCCGAAUGCCAUGCCUGCUCUACAGCGCAAUACCGACGAGAUGGUGAUGGAGGAAUGGGGGUUUGGAGGAUAUUUGAGGUGUUUGGGACCGACGCUGAACGCCUGGAACGAAGUCAACACUUUAUUCGGAGACCCACUAGCUCGAAAGCCCGGCGCGGACAUUUUGCCUACCGAUUGUCUUCUCAUUGUUGAUUCCGGCUACUCGCAUACGACGGUUACCCCGGUAUACAGAGGUGUUGCGAUCCAGCGCGCGAUUCGCCGUCUCGAUAUCGGUGGUAAACUCCUGACAAACUAUCUCAAGGAGGUCGUGUCAAUGAGACAAUACAACAUGGUGGAUGAGACAUAUAUCAUGAACGAGGUGAAGGAGGCCGUCUGCUUCGUGAGCAAUGACUUUAGUGCGGACAUGGAGCGAACCUACAAGGGAAAUGUGAAGCGCCAAGCACCCUCGGACGACAGUGUGGUGGUAGACUACGUGCUUCCCGAUCCAAACGCGAAACGAAAGGGCUUCAUGCGACCUUAUGAUCCACUCCUGGAAGCGAAAAAGAAAAAGGGAGCUCUCUCUGGUUUGAGUGCUGAAACUCUGUCCGAGGAUGUUCUUGUCUUGGGCAAUGAGCGCUUUACAGUACCCGAGCUUCUAUUCAACCCUGGCGAUAUCGGUAUGAAAGAGGCAGGAGUGCCAGAAAUGAUCAUGCAAAGUUUGUCGGUUCUUCCGCCUGGGCUGCAUGCUGCCUUCCUGGCAAAUGUGCUUGUUGUGGGCGGCACUUCUUUAAUCCCCGGCUUUAUGGAGAGACUGGAAACCGAGCUACGCCAAAUUGCAUCUGCCGAUUGUGUUGUGAGAGUGCGACGGGCCGAGGACCCAGUUCGUUCUACUUGGAUGGGUGGAUCGUGCCUUGCCCAUAGCCGCGAAGAGUUGAGCAAGGUUGCCAUUUCCCGGCAGGAAUAUCAAGAGUACGGGUCUGGAUGGGCGUGCCGCAAAUUUGCCGGUAUUGCCUAA